AUGGAAGCAUUAGUUGAAACCAAAGAUUCAACAUCAAGUAUAGUCAGUAAUGACUCAAUUCCCCAAGUGGAAUUAAAGGACAACAGUACCACCACAGAUUUAUCCAAAGAUAUCAACCAUCUAGACCGUGAUGCAACGCUUAGCAUGAUUGAUUUGGGAACUUUGAUUGGUGGUGUUAUUGGAAUGACCCCUGUUAUUGGAUCGUUUUUGUCUGCUGGCUUUACUGUUAUUUGGGAUGCAUUUUUUUCAUCAGGAACAAAAUACGUUAGCCAGGAAGAUUUCGAAGCUGAAAUGGCUGCUCUUUAUCAAAGAAUCGAGAAACUUAUCAAUCAACGGUUGGAUCAAACUGAAGCUCAGAAUGCUCAACUCGACGAUGAUGAAUUAAAGAGUGACAUCAGAGCACAAUUUCUCAGCUACAAGGAUUCUUUAGAAGGAGCCAUCAUCAACUUUUCUCAACCUAUCUAUGCCCAUCUACUCGGCAACCUUUUGACAGUGACAGUCUCCUUUUAUGCAGUUUUUAUGAGGGAUUGUAUUAUCCAAGGACAGGGUUGGGGUUUCACUCCUGAAUAUAUUAAUGGAACAUCUGAUGGAAAGGUAAUAGGUCUUGCACAACAAUUGCAUCAAAGAAUCUAUCAAUUCAACCUAGAUUAUGCAUAUUGUGAUUUUAGAUACAAUGAAAUUUUAAAAACUGGCAACUAUCCAGUCAAUCUCCCAGAUGGCUCUUGCAUUUUAGCUAGUCGCAACAAUGACUUGGAUUUGGUUUUACACCCCAUGGAUUUAAAGAGAAUUAUAUUGGACACCACCAUCCCCAAAUAUCUCUUCAAGCCUCCUGUUGCCCUCUGUCCUGAUAGUAACCCUGGUACCCAAGAGUACACAGUUGAUCCCUCAGACUCUAUCUUUUAUCGUGAUCCAAACUCUGUCCUUCAUGAUCAUGUUAGAUUCAAAAUCAGAAUUCAUAUGUACAACUCGCACCCAAAUACUUAUCCCUUCCAAUUGAAAGUCGGCGAUCAUGACUUUGGAAUGAUUGAUAAGAGAUACCUUGUUGCAAUGGGUGAUGUCCAACCAACCUAUUACCAACUAUUCCAAAUGUACAGAGAAAAUCGAAAAACCCCAAAUCCUACCGAUAUUUCUUACUCUCAACUUUAUGAAAUAUCAGGUGAAUUACCUAAUAUGGCUGAUACUGCCAUUGUCACUAUCUCUAAUGGAGCAGCUAAUCAGAGUACUAACUUUAUUGGUUCAAUCAAUAUUAGAGUGAACCAAUAG
Cavenderia fasciculata is the source of this 1263-nucleotide messenger RNA. RefSeq names its product N-terminal delta endotoxin domain-containing protein. The record is from RefSeq and is a predicted model, not a curated record. Gene Ontology annotation, molecular function: toxin activity. NCBI's taxonomy places the organism in Eukaryota, Evosea, Eumycetozoa, Acytosteliales, Cavenderiaceae. The coding region runs from base 1 to 1263 and encodes 420 amino acids. The transcript has 6 exons.